CUUAAGAACGCAACAAAUGAUUUUUGUAGGUUGCUUACGCUUGGGGAAGGCGGAUUUGGAAGUGUAUAUAAAGGUUUCAUUAAGCCUCCUGGUGGUCAUGGGGAACGGAUGGUCGUUGCUAUAAAGAGUCUUAACAGGGAUGGCUUCCAGGGUCACAAACAAUGGCUGGCAGAAGUUCAGUUUCUCGGUGUUGUUGAGCACCGAAAUCUUGUAAAACUUAUUGGAUACUGUGCUGUAGAUGGUGAACGAGGCAUCCAACGAUUACUCGUAUAUGAAUUCAUGCCAAACAAGACCUUAGAAGAUCAUCUUUUCAACCAAGCUAUUCCAGUUCUUCCCUGGCAAACAAGAUUAAAGAUAGUACUUGGUGCAGCCCAAGGAUUGGCAUAUCUGCAUGAAGAUUUGGAACUCCAGGUAAUAUAUCGGGAUUUUAAAUCAUCAAAUGUGCUACUGGAUGAGGAUUUCAAACCAAAGCUAUCAGACUUUGGACUUGCAAGGGAGGGACCAGCAGAUGGACGCUCUCAUGUAUCUACAGCGGUGGUGGGGACAUAUGGGUAUGCCGCUCCGGAUUACCUUCAGACGGGCCAUCUCACAACCAAGAGUGAUGUAUACAGCUUUGGUGUGGUUCUAUAUGAGAUCCUUACAGGUAGACGAUCAUUGGAUAGAGACCGUCCAAGAUCGGAGCAGAAACUUUUGGAGUGGGUGAAACAGUUCCCUCCUGAGAGUAAGAGGUUCAGCAUGCUAAUGGACCCACGGCUUCAAAACCAGUAUUCUCUAAAUGCAGCAAGGAAAAUUGCCAAAUUGGCAAACAAUUGCCUGUGUAAGAAUCCAAAAGAACGUCCAUCGAUGAGCACGGUUGUAGAAAGAUUGAAGCAAGCAAUCCAAGCUGCAGAAGACAGGAACACUCCUCAGAAGAGUUCUGAUUCCUCUGGAAUCCACCCGGUUGAUUCUGAUGAAUAAGUCAGAUCCAGUUGGCAUCUCUGAAUCUGCGAAGAGGCGGAUAGCCCACCUGGCCAAAGUUUAAAUAUGUGAAUAUCAUAGAUAUAAUGGAGUCAAUUCUCUACUUCUCUCAGGGUUCUUUACUAAGAUUACAAAGGAAGAAGGCUGCUAGAAGGGAUAUAAGUUUGCCAGAGUACAAAACUCUCCCCAACCGCUCCCCCCGCCCUCUAUUUUUUUCGUUUGUUUGAGAAACCCAUGAAACCAAAGCGGCUAUUUUACAAAUUUUGAAUCUGUUUUGUAAGUCAAUUAAACAGUUAAUGUAAUUAUAUAAUCUAAUUCUUGUUAAAUAUGUUUUGAACUAUUACCUAAAGAAAAUGUAUUGAUUUGUUCAUAGAACCAGUUAGUACUUUCAGAAUU
This is a messenger RNA of Telopea speciosissima, 1353 nucleotides long. Its product is annotated as probable serine/threonine-protein kinase PBL19. The transcript has 7 exons. Gene Ontology annotation, biological process: protein phosphorylation. The record is from RefSeq and is a predicted model, not a curated record. Gene Ontology annotation, molecular function: protein kinase activity; ATP binding. NCBI's taxonomy places the organism in Eukaryota, Viridiplantae, Streptophyta, Magnoliopsida, Proteales, Proteaceae. Bases 109 to 957 code for a protein of 282 amino acids.